Messenger RNA from Amoebophrya sp. A25, 1496 nucleotides. The record is from the annotation of a GenBank genome assembly. NCBI's taxonomy places the organism in Eukaryota, Dinophyceae, Syndiniales, Amoebophryaceae.
GUCGUUGCCACGCAGUAGGAUACAAGGGAGCGAAGCAGCUAGCGCACGUGCAUCGGAAGCACGUGUCACGCAUAACUGAUCUCGUGCAGGUAGAAACGCAGAUACUGCCGAAAAUUUUCGAGAAGAGAGUGGCAACUACGCAAAAGGAGCUUACGUCCGCCGCACGUUCUUUUGCAAAAACUAUAGAGAAAUUUUGCCAAGUGAAAAGUGAAGUCGUCAAGUAUGACUAGAAAGAAUCCUCUGAAACAUUCUAAAAUAGUUUCUGAAUAGAUAUGCAAGCAGUUUCCUAGUAUAGAAAGUUUGGAAUGAGUACAACUAGCCGAAAUAGAGAUUAUUUGUUUGGCAUUGCAUUUGCAAGUAAGUAGAAAGAGACGAGGCUUCGUGGAAGUUCAACAGACGUUUCAUAGCUAUCCACUUUUGGAUUUCGAUACUUUGGACCUCCUGGAAAAGACACUUAGCCCACAGAACCUGGUAAGGUAGGACUCACAUCAGGCACAGGGAAGCCCUCUUUUAGAGGAUUGAAUGAGAUCCAUACUCAUACUUCGAGCUCGGUGUUUGGCCUAUACCACAUGUUUAGACAACAGCGGCAAGGCGCUUUUCUGUAAUAUGGAUCAUCAAUUUUGAUAAGAGCAGGCAGAACAAGCUAACUGAUCAUCAGGGUUCGCUGAGACCAACAGUUUUUUCUGAGGCUUUCUCGGUUGCUGAAGUCGCUGGCUGAUCUUGUACCUGGUGAAGAGCAGGAGAAGAACUAUCAGCAUUACGACUACUUACAUCUGAUCCACAACUACUAAGAGCUACAGUUGUUGAGUCUACUUUCCCUUUCCCAUUCCCGGCCUCUCCUAGCAUAAAAAUUUGAGCGGCGCGAACGAAAAAGGUGAAGAUGCAUUGGACUUUUCGUUUUGUCUUUGCUGCGACAGCAACCGUGUUGUGCGCGGCGAGUCCGGAAGCAGCAGGAGCAUGCGUAACUCUUCCGUCAUCGGGCACGACUUCGUAUUUCAUCUUUGAUCAUGCUACUUUCUGUUCCUCGUUUCUAAUAAAUCGCGUGUUGUGCUUACAUGACUCGGGUAUCGAUGCUUCCUCUUCUACGGGUAGAAUAUUCUUGCCUUUCUUUGCUUUGCAACCUGCUUGACUCGAUAUAUGAAGUUGGUUCCAUGUUUUCAGGCAUGAUUCCUCGAUAACUACCGAAGGAGGGCUUGGUGGCUUUCCACCACGUGGAAUGUCAGCGGAAUCAGAAGGUAAUUUUGCGCUUGACGAAACGUCAACCCAGGAUACAUUGGGUGCACCAUUGAAUCCGGCUCGUAGGCGCUGCAACUUUCUGUCCAGACGCUUGUUGCGUUACUGAUCUUUCAGAAAUUUUCAAGCUGGGUAAACGAAAUGACGGAAUCCAUAUUGAGAAGAAAGCUGUAGUGGAAUGUGAAGCAUAUGUGGAACCAGGAGCAAGAUCAUAAGUAUCACAUAUCGAAGACGAUGAAAGAUAGUGAAAGAGAACAAAGAAU